AUGCUCGUGAAAUGCUAGCAAAACUAUAUUAAAACUAUAUUGGCCAUUAUAAGUAGAUGGAAAUUCCACACCGUCCGAUCCUUUUCGAUAAGGUCGACAACAACCUCGUCAUGGGGUUCAAGAAGUCCUCGGCGUCGGAGGAAAUCUCAGCCGUUCCAUCGUUUCGGCAGCCUAUCUGGACCGUAGAUCUACUCGUGUGUAUGCAACCUGCUCCGCCUUUAUUUCCCUCCAUCUCAGUGCAUCGAUUCAAGAAAACAAAAGCAGAGGAAGUGGCGAGAGAGAGAUGGAAGUCGCCGAGACGUCGACGGGAUCCGCUGCGGUGGGAUGCUUCUCUUUCGCGGAGCUCCGGUUGGAGGGCUCCGCUCCCUCUGCCGUCGCCUUCUCCGAGCCCUGCCCCUGCUGCGGCAACCGCAAGCGCCGCUGCCUCCAACCACCCACCCGCCCGCGCAAGAAGCUCCUUGUCUACGACCUAGCUUCCUCCCCACCUUCUCCCCCUCCCCCUGGCGCCGGCCCCCUCCUCCAACGUUCCGAUUCCGCUUCUCACCACUCAUCCCCCUCCGCCCUCGCCCUCCGGCGCUCUGGGUCAUCUUUCUCCUCCUUACAAUUCCCGGCCGCCAGCCUCUCGUUGACGCUCCCGCCUGCCGUUUUUACCCCUUUCGUCCACUCCCACUCCUUCCCCGUCUCCGCUGGACUCGCUUCCCACCUCGAGCCGACGGUUAGGAUCUCGCCGUCCUCUCCAUCGACACCGACGGGCGGCUCCUUUGUCUACCGGUCCUCGGACCCGACCACUCCCCUGUCCCCUCCACCGGAGAUGUCGAAUUCGUCCCCCUCCGCCACUUCUUCCUCGGGUCCGGAUGAGGCGGAGGGCGGGAGCGAGGAGGGGAAGCGUUCGAGGGCGAACGGAGACGACUCCCCCUGCCACGAGGAAGACGAAGUGAGGAUGCUCGUCAACUGCCGCGGCUGUGGGCUCGUUCGCGAGCUGGUACUCUCCCACGGAAAGUGAAAGAGGUAACGCGUCAUCAUUACUUCUCCUCAAGCAUUCGUAUAGGUCACGUGGUCUUUCUAUGUUUUACCCUCGCUUUCAUUUGAUUUCUUGGAGAGGAAGAUGCUUUAGAGACCUUCGUGGUUACUGGAUGUCAAGUCCACGUACGGUGGACCAGCAAGCCAUACGACUUUGUUUGGUCAAGUAGUCUCAUGUGGUGACUGAACUAGGUUUGAUGUUUUUUUAGCAAACAUGAUUUGAUGAAGCUAGAUAAGAAUUGAUUGAUCUUGACAUGUAAAUCCAAGAGCAAGAUAAUAGUGCAAGCCCCAGACAUGGAGCUUUGCAUAUUUACAUGCCAUAGCUGAAUUGAAGGAUAGAAAAAUAAGGUGUAUGUAAACUAUCUUUCCCAUAAGGUCCUCACAAGUCGGAUUGAGUUAGGCCACUUUGCUAUAUAUAUAGCACACAAGACAACUUCUUGCACAUAAGUUUUGCAAUUUGUUUGAGCUUCAUAAUGAAGCUACAGAAGCUACAACAAGCAUCCCAACAGAUAGAACUAAAAGUGAG
This is a messenger RNA of Musa acuminata subsp. malaccensis (wild Malaysian banana), 1546 nucleotides long. Lineage: Eukaryota; Viridiplantae; Streptophyta; Magnoliopsida; Zingiberales; Musaceae. The record is from RefSeq and is a predicted model, not a curated record.